Molecule: messenger RNA, 1493 nt
Organism: Polistes dominula (European paper wasp)
Lineage: Eukaryota; Metazoa; Arthropoda; Insecta; Hymenoptera; Vespidae
Product: putative serine hydrolase
Cellular component (GO): membrane
Source: RefSeq, a predicted model, not a curated record
GUUUUUAGAGAGUUGAAUAGGUUUUUUUGAAUCAGUUGGUGUCUCGUGUUGUAAUCAUUAGUAUCGUUGCAUCCAUUUAACUGUGUAUUUAGAAACUAAUGGAUACCUUACAUACUACAAAAAAUGAUGAGUCAGAUGUUAAUGAUAAAAAUGGCUACCAAAAAAAUGGUCCUGAAGAAAUAAAAAUUCCUGUACCAUGGGGUUAUAUUUAUGGAAAAUUAUGGGGAUCAAGAGACAAACAACCGAUAGUGGCAAUACAUGGCUGGCAGGACAAUGCAGGAAGUUUUGAUAACUUGGUACCAUUAAUAUCGUCAAAUCAACCCGUUCUCAGCAUAGAUCUGCCUGGCCAUGGUUUCUCUUCUCAUCUGCCACGGGGACAAAACUAUUAUUUAUUUUGGGAUGGGGUUGUCAUUCUACGCAAAUGGUGGGGCCCUCGAUGGGUUCAACCAAUAUUGGCACUACAUGGUCGUCAAGAUAACGCAGGCAGUUUUGAUACUUUGAUUCCAUUACUUCCUGAUGAUGUUUCGAUACUUUGCUUGGAUAUGCCUGGACAUGGUUUAUCUUCGCAUUAUCCAAAACUUCAAUACUAUUAUGUUUAUUGGGAUGGUGUCAUAAUACUACGUAAAGUUAUAAAAUAUUUCAAGUGGAAUAAGGUGAAAUUGCUGGGACAUUCAUUGGGUGGAGCAAUAUCAUUCUUGUAUGCUGCAUCUUAUCCUAAAGAAGUUGAUUUCUUGAUUAGUUUGGAUAUAGUUAGUCCUACUGUAAGGGAUGUAACUAAGAGUAUAGAAACAACAGGAGAUCAUAUUGAUAAGUUCUUAAAAUAUGAACAACUUACAUUAGAUAAUACUCCAGUUUAUGAUUAUUCUGAGAUGAUUGACAUAGUUGUAAAUGCUUACAAUGGUUCAAUAGACAGAAAUGGAGCUAAAAUAUUAAUGAAACGUGGCAUACAACCUUCUUAUACUGCUAACAAAUUUUACUUUUCACGUGAUCCAAGAUUGAAGGUUUCUUCGCUAGGUAUGUUGUCCUUAGAUUUGAUACUUGCAUAUGCAUCCAAAAUAAAAUGUGCAUAUCUUAACAUUCGAGCCGUUCCUGGCAUGGAAUUCGAACAACCAGAAAAUUAUCAGAAAGUUCUUGAUCAAAUCAAAUUAAAUUCUAUUAAAUUUCAAUAUCACGAAGUCAACGGCACUCAUCAUGUUCAUUUAAUGAAUCCUGAAAGAGUUGCACCAAUAAUAACGGAUUUUCUACAACAUUAAAUAAAAAUUUCAUAUAUUUUAGAUAAUAUAGAUAUAUAAUUUAGAUACAAUUAAUAAUAUACGAUGAUACCUCGUAAUGGUUGUUUAAUCAGUUAAAGUGUGGCUGAUGAUCUAUGCGCAGAGCGCGCCUCCGGUGUUAGUCGCGAUAAUCAAGCGAUGACGGUUAUAGUCGUCAAACACACAGAAUACAAUGGCGCUGUUAAAAUAUUGGAUAUAGUCAAAAAGAGACAACUUUAUUUU